This is a messenger RNA of Echinostoma caproni, 816 nucleotides long. NCBI's taxonomy places the organism in Eukaryota, Metazoa, Platyhelminthes, Trematoda, Plagiorchiida, Echinostomatidae. The record is from the annotation of a GenBank genome assembly.
AUGGCUCAACCAAAGCGAUGGGCAUCCGUGGACCAAUCCCCGUCACGUUUGUACGCUUUCGAAGACCCGAAGGUCUCUAACCCUGGAUGUCUGCCCUCGUUAAACGGUACACAAUUUUCCACGUUCGGUGAUUCGGCCGAUCGGGAUCCGGCAUAUGGUGGAUCGUUGCAUAACACAUUUCUUCCAGCACGGUAUUCGGCAAUGGAUGCAUAUCCGACACGUACAGACAAUCUGUGGUCGGAAGACGCUAAUCGAUUUGCCACUCUACCACGUCAUUACAGUCUACGCCGAGUGACCUCAGAAUUAGGUCGUCCAGAUACGUUACCGUCAUCAGCCNCGCAAUACACAAAUCUGCCCCGGCUAACCACCAGUUCAUUUGGUCCCCCAGUGUCUGACGCAAUGAUUGACCACUAUUUACGCCCUAGUGUACUUUUCGGUAACGGAUUGACAGAGGCUUCCAAUCCACCACCUAUCCUCAGUCCACUGAUGUCACCACGACCAGGAGUGGAUGGUUUGCAACAUAUUUACCCGUCUAUGUGUUCCCGAGCCCCAUCCACGAACAGCGCGUGUUGUAUGAAUAAUUUUGAACCGCUUACAAAUUCGGUUAUCUAUGGAUCAAUACCGGUAGCGCGAGACUCAAUCCAUACACUAGUACCAUCCACAUUGCCAGUGACCGCGGUGGGGAUGGGUCUGACCGCAAUCGGAACGUCUGAGCCACUUGCGGAUAUGGCGGCCCAUACGAGCACAUUGAAUAAUACAUUACCACCACCACCACCAUCCGAAUUUGCCGAUACCUUUCUGAAAUCAGAGUGCUAA